This is a messenger RNA of Anopheles darlingi, 4103 nucleotides long. RefSeq lists its product as uncharacterized. The transcript has 5 exons. NCBI's taxonomy places the organism in Eukaryota, Metazoa, Arthropoda, Insecta, Diptera, Culicidae. The coding region runs from base 328 to 3774 and encodes 1148 amino acids. Gene Ontology annotation, molecular function: metal ion binding. Gene Ontology annotation, biological process: superoxide metabolic process. The record is from RefSeq and is a predicted model, not a curated record.
GUAUACCGACGCGAAGGAGAAUCUCAAAGAGAAAGAAAAACAGGGAGAGGAAGAGAGACCACGAACCACGCAUUAAAAGGUGAGUAAGAGAAAUCGCCCAACCGUACGAUCGACCGUAGGACGAUCUUGCCGGUCGGCACCACGACGAUCUUGGGCUGGGGAUUUUUGUUGCCACAACGGAUUUCACAUUCACUAUCUGUUGCCGGGUUCAGUCUUGCGUUGGUCAUCGCGAAUAGCGUCCGUCGUUAUGUAAAGUGUAAGUUCUACGCCACCACUUUUGAAGUACAGUUGGAGUAAGUCGCUCGACGAGACGAGAAGUGAUUCAACAUGAAGGCGAUCACGGGCGUAUGCGCGAUCGUUGUGCUGCUGCUGCUCGCAAGCAAAGCGGAAGGCGUAAACCUGGUGGCGUACAUUUCGCACCGUGGACUUCACGGCGAAAUCAGCUUCUCGCAGCACGACGAGCGACAAGUGUUAAUUGCUUCCGAGCUCGAGACGACGCUCCAGUACCCGGACCAGGCAUGGAGCUGGGCCGUUCAUCAGCUGCCCGUCGAUUACACCGUGAUCGAUCCGCGGGAUCGCUGCGACAUAGCACGGCUCGGUGAGCAACUGUGGUCGUUCGAUGAUGACCUUGGCUAUCUGAUGCUCCCGGGCAACGAGUCCACCAGCUGGCUGAACACCAUCGCACUGACCGGCGAGAAGGGACUGUGGGGCAAAUCGUUGGUGCUGCACGAUCCGAACGCUAACGUGCGGAUCUGCGCAACGAUUACGACGCGCGAUGGCUCCGAGGAUCAUCUGGCCGAGGCACGCUUUACCAGCCCGAUAACGGGCUCCAUCUACUUCCGGUGGCUGGCGGCCAAAGAGUCGAACCAUUCGGACACACUCAUCUACUCCAACCUGUUCCACAUCCGCGAGCAAUCGCGCAAGAUGGGCGAUCCCGAGUCAACCGAGCACGCCUGGAAGAUCUACGUGACGGACAUUUUCGAGAGCGAUGCCCAGAAUGCGGAAGAUAACUGCAACAAGCUGCAGCUAGUGUUCGAUCCGCAGAACCGGGGUGUCGAUAAGGCUAUCGGUGACAUUGAUAGUCGCGUUGGGCCACUUCGUAUAAGCACCAAUUCGCAGCGAAGAAAGUUUCCGCAGCUGUUUAACGACCGGCAGCUAGUGCUGCUGCCGAGCGAUCUGUACGGACCAUCGCGAAAACUGUACGUUGUGGUGUUCGAUCCCAGUCACCCCGAUACGUUUCUGGCGUGUGCUAAAAUCCGGCACCACAAACCGUUGACCGCGAGGGCACUGGUGGAUGGAGGGGGUAUGCGAGGAGAGAUAAGGUUCACGCAACGGUCACGCUUCGAACCGACUUGGAUCAGUGCCAACUUUGCGUCCACCACGAACGAUUUGUUCGGCAACGAAAACUACGCCAAAGAUGUCUCUAGCUUCAGAGUGAACCAACUACCGCUGCAGGCUUAUGCGGCCCCAAAUCCGGACUAUUGUCAUACAUCCGGUGACACUUUUAAUCCGGCUGGCGUUUCGCAGCAAUCGAUACCACCGGCCGGAUAUGGAACGCAGGAUCAGUAUCCGAUUGGUGAUCUCAGUGGAAAGCUGUUGAAUCGGAAUAAAAAGGAACCGCAUUCACCGUUCCUCCCUGGUCAGAGUGCGGAACUAUCGGGGCUCUAUUGGGAUACGUUUCUCCCGCUGCAAGGUCCACAUUCCAUCCUUUAUCGCACCUUCUCCGUGCAACGUUACAACCGGACACAACCGAUGAACAUAACCGAAAUGCCAUGGGCAUGCGGAACGAUUGCUUUGUAUGAAACGAACCGACCGUACCAGGUGCCGAUCCAUUCGGCACAAGUGCUCUUCCGGUACCCGAUCGUAGGUCGUAUCCUGUUCCGCCAGCCGAAGGAUGAACCGUGGGCUGAUACGGCUGUCAUAUUCGAGUACCUUAUUCAUGCCGAUGGUUCGACGAUCAACAACACGGCCAACCAUCGCUGGGCCAUUACUAGCGAGCCACCCGGGAAAGAUUUUUACGAUUGGCAAAACCGUUGCGUUAGUACCGGAUCCGUCUACAAUCCGUUCAAAGCGGCCGCUCUGAUGGGCAAACAGUGGGAUGAAGUUUGUACGGAACGAUCGCACGAGCUGUGUCGGUUGGGUGAUCUUUCGAACCGUUUGGGGCCACUCGAUAUCGCUGGUAAUAAAGGCGAAGCGUCGCAGAUCAGUCGUAAGAUGUUCGUCGAUCAGAACCUUCCGCUGAGUGGAAGUUCGAGCAUUAUUGGCCGAUCCGUCGUGAUCUUUGACGAUAAUGGACCGAAGGCUCGUGGUGAGCGGUUAGCUUGCUCGAUAAUUGGAGGCUAUCACCGGAGGAAAGUUGUCGCCAGAGAUUGGUACUCAAAUGGUGAUCCACUGACGAUCAAGGGUAAAAUGGAAAUGGUUCAGCAAUCGGAGUACGAUCUUACCAAUGUGGAGGUCGAUUUUAAAGGAUUAGACAAGAACAGCGGUUAUCAUGUGCACAUAGCUCCUGUCGAAGGUGAUCUGGAGUUCCCGUGCGAAGACUCCACCGUUUAUGGACACUGGAAUCCUCGUGAAGUUGAUCCAAAGAGAUCACCCCAGCCAGCGCUUGGUAGUACGGAUCAGUAUGAGAUCGGUGAUCUGAGUGGAAAGUUUGGCACGUUAGAUGGUGUCACGAUGUACGAGCAGGCGUACAAUGAUUCGCGGUUGCCACUGUUCGGGUACGAGAGUGUUAUCGGUCGAUCGAUUGUGGUGCAUAAAAAGGAAAAGCAACGGCGUUGGGCUUGCAGUACCCUGGAGCGAGGUUACAGUCCUAGUGAGGCGCGUGAAAUCCGUGCUAUCGCAUCGUUCCAUCAUCCAGCGGGGUACGCUUACGGGUAUAUACGCUUCACGCAGCUCAUCGGCAACGAUAAUAGCCAGAGUGAUACGACGAUCGAGGUGAAGCUGCGUUAUCCUGGAAAGCAUGACCGUAACGUGACCCACAACCAUAGCUGGAACAUAUGGGUUAACCCGGUCGGAGUAGAUGCUACGGUACCGCAGGUCGAGACAAGGUGUGUGGCCGCAGGAUACGUGUGGAACCCAUACUACACCCAGCUGGCCGAUCCCUUGAACCACGACCUGUAUCGAAGGGAAUGUGGUCCCGAUAAUCCUCUCCGGUGCUAUGUCGGUGAUGUGUCCGCUCGUCUCGGGCCGAUCUCGAUCGGAAGCCGCCGACAGGUGUUCACGGACAGUAACUUCCCGCUGGAAGGGACAGUGAGUGCAUUGGGUCGAUCGAUUGUCAUUUUUGGACCGGAUUUCUCCGGUCAUCGAUUCGCCUGUGCUAAUAUUGAACCGGAUCAUGAUAUCGUAAAGUACAUUAACCUCAAGAAACCACCGCGGUUCGUAGUGGCGCAGUUCCUGGAAGAUGUGCGACACGUCAUGGGGUUGCCAGAGUGGAUGCUGGCGAUCGACUCACGGAAUACUAAGGCGCUGCACAAUGAUGCUUGUAUUCAAAUACUCAUUCACUUCAAGGGUCCCAGUGCACAUAAAAUAGAGCAGGAUUUCUCCCGUCUGCUGGCCGUCGGUCGGCUUGAUUCGCCAAGUAUCUACAUUCCGGGAUAUGAUAACAGCAAGCGUAAGCGCACCCUGUCCUACAGGACUUGUGGUGUGCGCGAUCCGAACGAGAAGAACGUGAAGGUGCUGUUCGGCAGUGGAGCGGGGCGGAAGCAGAUCGGUAGCACGGAAGUAUUCAUUUCAUUGUUCUGUUUGUUAACGUUACCUACGUUUGAUAUUAUAUAGCGAUUUAUUCAUUAGGUAUACAAGAUAGGGGUUGAUCGUGAUUAGAAUAGGUUCCUAUAGGCACAGCACGUGUGUCUCAUACAAAGGAACAUCGCACCUCAGAAAAAAUAUUUAAAUAAAAAACAAGAAUUAGAAUCAUUCAGAAAAUGUAUUAAUUGUUCUUGGAUUAAUUGCGCCUCUAUUUUAUGAACUCGAGCAUUUUUCUCCUGGCUGGAACAUCUUUUAAAACAUGUUUCUUUGUGAAAAAUUAAAAUCCGGCUGCUACCCGUUGCGUUUAACCAGAAACCCCCCGGAAAUGGUACACACACACAGCCGCCCUUCAGACAUUC